CGACGGCGGCAUGAGCAGAAAAAUGCACUCGUCCGCCGACUUUUACGUGGUCGCGACUUCGUGGCAAUUCGUGGACUCGCAUGGCCUCGAGGGCACGACGGCGGCAUGGAGCUGCCCUGACGAUUGCGUCGCUCAUUUCUCGCCGGGCGCUGCCAGUCGUGCCGGGGUCGGCAUUGUUUUGAAGCAGAAGUUUCUCGAGCAGGUCGCGGAGGCCGAGCCUAGGUGGAUGCACGUGGUCCCUGGCAGGGCGGCGAUGCUUCAGCUUCGGGGCAGCGCUGGAGCCCUCGACCUCCACCCUCGCGGCACGGCCGCGCCCGGGGAUGUCAACGCCUCGGCGCGGGAGCAGCGGCGCAGCAUGCGCCAAAUCGUGGCGGCAUCUUUGUCGCCGCGGGAGAAGGUUUUUACCGUGAUCAUGCGCGACUUCAACUGGGUCACAGACGCGGGGGACAAGGUGAACAGGACGACGGGUGCCCUCUCGGGCGCGGAGGACGCUGGCGAGCAACGCGACGCCGAGAACACUCUGUGGCGCCCGGCGGGCUUGCACGAGCUCUGGCAACCCGAACUCACGCACGAUAGUGCCUCGGCGUGGAGUCGAUUUAACAGGUGCUACUGGAAUGCCCACGUUGCGGGCCAGCUCGACAGGAAUAUCAAGUGCACGGC
Messenger RNA from Prorocentrum cordatum, 660 nucleotides. Lineage: Eukaryota; Dinophyceae; Prorocentrales; Prorocentraceae. The record is from the annotation of a GenBank genome assembly.